Messenger RNA from Coregonus sp. 'balchen', 1846 nucleotides. The record is from the annotation of a GenBank genome assembly. Lineage: Eukaryota; Metazoa; Chordata; Actinopteri; Salmoniformes; Salmonidae.
AUGGAGAACUCUACUCACUUCAAGGUCUUUAGGCUUGCUGCAUACGGUGAUAUCGGACAAUUGAAGUAUUUCUACUUUGCUGUAGUAACUGUAUUAUAUUUUGUCAUCAUUCUUGCCAAUUCUUUCCUUAUUGGAGUUAUCUGCAUUGAAAGAAGCCUUCAUGAACCCAUGUAUCUGUUUAUAUGUGCUUUGUUUGUUAAUCAGUUGUAUGGGAGCACUGGUUUGUUUCCUGCUCUCAUGUUUUACUUGCUCUCUGACACACGUGAUAUUUCCCUUCUUUAUUGUUGUCUCCAGAUUUAUGUGUUGUACACAUACAGUUUAACAGAAUUUAGUAAUUUAGCAGUUAUGUCCUAUGACAGGUACAUUGCUAUUUGUUAUCCUCUAGAAUAUAACAAUAUUAUGACACCUAAAAUAAUUUGUGGCUUAAUUCUACUGCCCUGGGUGUAUUCUUUUUUCAUCAACGCCAUCAUUAUCUCCCUGACUUUGCGACUGCAAUUUUGUGGUAACGUUCUAGAUAGAGUGUAUUGUGACAACUACUCCGUAGUCAUGCUUGCAUGUUCAAAUACUAUACUGAAUAACAUAUCGGGUCUUGCUGGCGCUUUGCUGACUUUUUCUUGUACUACAUUUCCUACCAUAUACUCAUAUGUAAGAAUUCUACAAAUAUGUUUAAAGUCUUCAAAAGAGACGAAACAGAAAGCAUUUAACACUUGUACGCCACAUAUAGCCUCUUUGCUGAACUUCUUCUUUGGCUGUUUAUUUGUGAUUGUACAAGGCAGAUAUGAUGCUGCACAUCUUCCACCUAUACUUCGCACUAUUUUAUUUGUUUAUUUUCUGGUAUGUCCACCACUUUUCAAUCCUUUUAUGUAUGGCAUUAGGAUGGUUAAAAUCAGGCAGGCUUGUAUAAAGGUACUAGGCCUAAACCCUGAAAAAUAACCUGAUUGUUCAUUUUUGUAAUAUUGAAUUAUGUGUUUUGUUACUAAUAGUUGCUAUAAUUGACUGUACAAAUAGGUGUCAUUUUGGCAUAAAUUCUCUGUAGCCCAAAGAUUAUUUACAAAAUUGCAGCAAGUUUAUUAUGUAUUGUAAGUGAGAAUGUUUUGUGUCAUGUUAGCUAAUUAACUGCAUAACUACGGAGCAUCAAAGGGAACUGCUCUCCCUACCUUCAGGCUAUGCUCAAACAGAUGCUAAGUGGGAUCUUUGGGAUGACCCUACUACACCCCAACCCAUUCUGCCACCUCUGGUCUAUUGGCCCAACUAACUUUAGGACAGCUGUGUCCCUGCCCAUCUUCCUAAAACGUCUGUCAUCGUGAAAAUGUUUUAUUUUGUUGCAGUUUUCAAGUUAAUUUCCUGCAGUUCUACACUUUUUGCCAUGAGGCAGAGAUAAAGGGAACAUGAAGGUUGUAUAGUGCAGGUGUUUCUGCAAUGUAUAUGUAACGUGUGCUUACAUUAUUCUAGCAGGGAUGGUUUAUGACUGGUUUGUCUCCAUUUGUAAGCCAUUACAAUAUCAUAGCAUAAUGACCCCUUAUAAUGUGAAGAUGUUGUUAACCUUGGUAUAUUUUAUUCCCAUAACCAUUUUCUCUCACUUAGCAGUUGAUAAAUUAUCCUGUGUUGAAAGUGCACUGAGUAACCUGUAUGGUAUGGUAUAUGUAUCAUAGCAAGCCUAGUGGUUUUAAUUGUUGUGUUAAUUGUGCUCUCAUAUGUAAAAAUAUUACUUGUUUGAUUAAAAGCCUAAAAGGAGUCACAAAAGGCUUUUAAUACGUGUGCUCCCCACUUGAUCUCUUUCAUCAACUUCUCUGCAGCCACCCUUUUUUCUCUUAUUUACAACAGGCACAACACAGCAACCAGAGAG